AUGACAUUCCAAGAAUUCAAAGGCAAACUUGCCAUUGUCACCGGAGGCUCUAAGCAGAAUGGCAUUGGUUUCGCGACUGCCUUUGCGUUGGCCAAGGCCGGUGCUGAUAUUGUACUCCACUACAAUUCGAACAAAGAGGCAGCUGAACACAGUGCCAAUAAGAUUCGCGAGCUUGAGGUCAGGGUCGCCGUUGUCCAAGGCGACGCGGGGUCUCUGAGCUUCGGAGACGACGUUGUUCGCGCUACCGUGGAGGCGUUCCCAGGUCGUCAGAUCGACAUCAUUGUUAACAAUGCCGGUCACGCUACCUUCCAGGAGGGCGCCGAGACGGCCGUAGUCGAGGAGUUCGACGCGUUGUUUCACCCUAACGUCAGAGGCCCGCACCUCCUAGUGCAGGCCGCACUUCCCUAUCUCGCUUCUCCUGGCGGCCGCAUUAUUAAUGUUGGCAGCGUUGUUGCCCGCACCGGCGCCAAACAAGCAGCCCUCUACUCAAGCACGAAAGGGGCUUUGAACACCUUGACACUGGCUUGGGCCGAAGAGCUCGGGGAGAGGGGCAUCACCGUGAACGUGGUCGCUCCGGGACCGAUCGAUACGGAUUAUGCUCCUCCAGAGGAGCAUCCGUUGACGAAGAAAUUUCGGGCACAGCAGUACAUCAAGCGCAACGGAAGUACGGAGGAGGUCGCGAAUGUCAUCGUGUUUGCGGCAAGUUCUGGCGCUAGCUUUGUAUCGGGUCAGGUGCUAGGUGUUGAUGGAGGUCUGAGUUACAUAUAA
Penicillium lagena is the source of this 768-nucleotide messenger RNA. Its product is annotated as SDR family NAD(P)-dependent oxidoreductase. The record is from RefSeq and is a predicted model, not a curated record. Bases 1 to 768 code for a protein of 255 amino acids. Gene Ontology annotation, molecular function: oxidoreductase activity, acting on the CH-OH group of donors, NAD or NADP as acceptor. Lineage: Eukaryota; Fungi; Ascomycota; Eurotiomycetes; Eurotiales; Aspergillaceae. The transcript is spliced from 2 exons.